Molecule: messenger RNA, 1263 nt
Organism: Closterium sp. Naga37s-1
Lineage: Eukaryota; Viridiplantae; Streptophyta; Zygnematophyceae; Desmidiales; Closteriaceae
Source: the annotation of a GenBank genome assembly
AAACCUACGAAUCCCCAAGUCCAGGAGCACAUGGCGCUAGCAGAGAGGAAGGCAGGCAACACAACAGCCGCCAGGGUGUGGUACCGCCGUAGCGCCCAGGGCUAUGAGGAGGCUCUGGCGGUGACGUUUGUGACGCAAGGGAGAGGGCCUGCAGAGCUGAUGAGUGAAGGAGCAGCAGGGGAGGCUGGGAACCUGAGGAAUCACCUGGGGCGGUGCCUGCAGGCGUGGGCCGGGAUGGAGGGGGAGGAGGGUGACAUGGUUACCAGCAGACAGCUGUUUCAACGGUCAAUGGUGACACUGACGCGGGGAGAACCAGGCUACCAGCAACUACAGGAGCAGCAGGGCAGAACAAAACAGUCGGGGCCUAUUCUGAAGGAUACUGGGAGCCUUGUGAUUGGCCUUCACGCCUGGGCCAUGGCUGAGAAGCGCGAAGGGAACUUUCAAGCUGCCCGAAACCUGCUGGAGCAGGCAGAGAAGCUUCAGCCGGGCAGCCCGGUGGUUCUGCUAUCACGCGCUCUCUUUGAAGCUUCCAUGAAGAACAUGAGUGCCGCCCGCUGUGAUCAAACAACCCACCACCUCCUCACCCCGCCCAUGCACUCCCUCCUAUCCCUCAUUCCACCGCAGGCAUGGGCCCUCCUCGAAGCAAAGGCUGGCCGGGUGGACCGCAUGCGAACCCUCUUCCGCUCGACUCUAUCAGCCAACCCCAAGUCCAUCCCCACACUGCACGCAUGGGCGUGCCAGGAGGCCCGACUAGCCACACCCGAGAGCAGAGAGACAGCCAAGGGGCUGUUUGUGAAGUGCUUGGAGGUGCAGACUGGGUGUGUGCGGGCGCUGCAGGCGUGGGGUGUGAUGGAGCAUGCAGCAGGAGAUGUUGAGGCGGCAAGGCGGCUGUUUGACCGCUGCCUGGAGGCUGCUCCCGACUCAGUCCCCACUCUCCAGGCAUACGCAUGCUUGGAACGGCAGCAGGGAAACUUAGCCAAGGCCUGUUCCCUCCUAUCACUAGCCCUCUCAGCCCAGCCGAGCAACGCAGCAUCGCUGCAGCAGGCAGCACAUGUGGAGGAGGCGCUGGGGAAUGCAGCCUCUGCGCAUGAGCUCUUUGUGCAGGCUAACCGGGCAGAUAGAAUGGUGGCAAGAAGGAGACGGGGGAUAUAUGAGUCGGCUAAGGAGGGGAGGCAAGAGGAGCAGAGGAGAGGGGCGGUGCCGCGGUGGGUGGUGGGGAAGAUGAGGGAGCGACGGUUGAAGUGGAGGGAUAGGGAAAUUUGA